AUGGAGCCUUUUCAAAAGGGCAUCUUCCUCGCUCUAUGCGGUCUUGGUCUGAUUCAUGAGACAGUUGCGUUGUCUGUAGCUGCACGCGAGUCCAAACCGACCGCAGACCGGGCCGUCUACACCUAUCCCUACACAUGUCCUUCCAUCCUUGUCGGCAAUGGGGAUACAUGCGACGAUCUGGCUCUCAAGUGUGGUAUCUCGGCAGCAUCAUUCACGUCCUUCAACCCAGAUACAGCCUGCUCCUCUCUGCCUCGCGGAAAGCCGGUAUGCUGCGCAACAGGAACCCAUAGCAUUCCACCGGACGGUGGUGGUUACUGCUACGCUUACACUAAUCGCCAUGGUGAUACCUGCGAGAAGAUUGCUGAGGGAUACAAGAUCACCGUGGCCAAUAUCGAGACUUGGAACAUCAAUACCACGGCAUGGUAUGGUUGCAAAAAACUGCAGGAAGGGGGCCAGAUUUGUCUUAGCGCUGGCGACCCCCCAAUGCCUGUUGCAAUUGGCGGUGCAGUCUGUGGCCCCCAGGUGCCUGGAACGGCACGUCCGUUGAGGGGGAUAGGCAUUGCCGCUUUAAACCCAUGCCCUGCGGGUCAAUGUUGCUCUACAAGGGGUCAAUGCGGUACUGGUCCAGACUUCUGUGGCUCAUCUGCACCUGCACCUGCCGCGCCUCCUGCGCCUGCAACUAAAGCCACGUCCGUGAAGACUACAUCUGCAACAACUAAAGCGACAUCGGCUGCCUCUACAACCAAAGCUGUCACGUUGACGGCUAAAGAUGUACCCUCGACAACGAAAAACAAGAAUCCGCACUUCUUCACGACAGAUAUACCCCUGAUCGAUGUACCCUUGACAUAUCUACACGAGACCACUUCCAUGCCAGCUGCCGAUCCUACUAGUGCUACUACUACUGCCAUUGGCACUGGCACUGCAUUCCUGAACGUGGCCAACAAGAUCAGUAUUUUGGCGAGCCGUCUGCGGGAGGCAAGCACAAGUACUACCAAGACCACGUCUUCUACAACAAGCAAAAGCUCCGCAACCAAGAGCUCCCCACCUUCCGCGACACAAACCGUGGAUGGUAUCAUCAACGUACAAAACGGAUGGUCGCUGAAGAUGUACGAUGGCAUUGGUUGCACUGGUAGCUACGUGCUGCUCCAAGGUCACAACAAAUAUUUGGAGGACAGUGAUUGCAUGCAGUUCGGCAAGGGGAGCAAGCUCGAGACCCUGGUCAAGGACACGGCCGUUUCAUGUCGUUCGUGGACUAUACCAGAAAGCGGUAAUUGGGAGUGGACGGACUGUCACAAGGAUUCUCUGGAUGAUCCCAAAUCGUGGCGUAUGUCGAAUGGUCUCUGUACCGUCUCUCCUAAUGACAAGUGCGAUCUUGUCAACGAUAUUUCCCAGACUUAUGGCUGGCGGGGUCCUGGUUUGUGCCAGGAUCGCCAGCUGAUGGAUCCUAAAUUUGGAUCUAUGAAGUGUUAUGUUGGAUGA
This is a messenger RNA of Penicillium mononematosum, 1479 nucleotides long. RefSeq lists its product as uncharacterized. The coding region runs from base 1 to 1479 and encodes 492 amino acids. NCBI's taxonomy places the organism in Eukaryota, Fungi, Ascomycota, Eurotiomycetes, Eurotiales, Aspergillaceae. The transcript has 3 exons. Gene Ontology annotation, molecular function: chitin binding. The record is from RefSeq and is a predicted model, not a curated record.